CUCUGUCUCCCUCGUGCCCUCGCCCUCCUUUUUUUUAGUUUACCCGCCGUCCCGCGCGCCGCCGUUUCGGUUGCUCGGCUAGAGGGACUAGGGAGUGCCAGCGAGUCCAUGGCAGCGGCGAGGGCGUGCAUCGUCGCGCUGGCGCUGGUGGCGGCGCUCUUCGUGGCCGGAUCGGCGGCGGCAGCGGCGGGGAAUGCCGGAGGCCGGCCGCAGCUGUCGCUCAGGCAGCGGCGCCGGCAGCUGCUGCGGCAGCGGCAGGUGCGCAGCCACCUCAAGAGGCUCAACAAGGCGCCGCUCGCCACCAUCGAGAGUCCAGACGGAGACAUCAUAGACUGCGUGCAUAUCUCCAACCAGCCCGCCUUGGAUCAUCCUUUCCUCAAGAACCACACCGUCCAGAUGCGGCCUGCAUACCACCCGGAAGGUCUGUACGACGACGAGUCCAAGGUUGCAUCGCAGCGGAACGCGCAGACGAUCACCCAGAUGUGGCAUCAGAACGGCAGGUGCCCCGAGGGCACGAUACCGAUCAGGCGGACCAAGGAGGAGGACGUGCUGAGGGCCAGCUCCGUCAGGAGGUAUGGCAAGAAGAAGCGCAGGAGUGCCCCCAACCCCAUGUCGGUUGACCCUGACAUGCUCAACGAGAGCGGGCACCAGCACGCCAUAGCGUACGUGGAGGGGGACAAGUACUACGGCGCCAAGGCUACCAUCAAUGUGUGGCAGCCGAAGAUCGAGCAGGCCAAUGAGUUCAGCCUGUCCCAGCUCUGGAUCCUGGGAGGCUCCUUCGGCCAGGACCUCAACAGCAUCGAAGCAGGAUGGCAGGUUAGCCCAGACCUGUAUGGGGACAACAACACUAGGCUCUUCACCUACUGGACUAGCGAUGCCUACCAGGCAACAGGAUGCUACAACCUGCUGUGCUCGGGGUUCAUCCAGAUAAACAACCAGAUCGCCAUGGGCGCCAGCAUCUUCCCUAUCUCCAACUACGGCGGCUCCCAGUAUGACAUCAACAUCUUGGUCUGGAAGGACCCCAAGGAGGGCAACUGGUGGCUGCAGUUCGGCAACGACUACGUCCUGGGGUACUGGCCGUCGUUCCUCUUCUCGUACCUGGCGGACAGCGCCUCCAUGAUCGAGUGGGGCGGCGAGGUGGUGAACUCGGAGCCCGACGGCAGCCACACCAGCACGCAGAUGGGCAGCGGCCACUUCCCCGAGGAAGGGUUCGGCAAGGCCAGCUACUUCAGGAACGUCCAGGUGGUGGACUCCACCAACAACCUCAAGCCGCCCAGGGGCGUCGGCACCUUCACCGAGCAGUCCAGCUGCUACGACGUGCAGGACGGCAGCAACGCCGACUGGGGCACCUACUUCUACUACGGCGGGCCCGGGAAGAACUCAAACUGUCCAUAGCCCAAGACUGACUGAGCUGAGCCGCCGCCUAUCACACUCACUACCAGAGCCGCCUAACCUUAACACACCUCAGCUGUAUCAUUCAUGCAUCCGGUCAAUUAGUUUAUACUGCCUCAGAUUUUUAACUUUUUUUUUUGUUUUCGUUUUGUUUCGCUCUUUCUUGCUUCUACCUACCCCCUAGUUUACUGACUCGUACCCUAGGUGAGUGAGCGUGUGUGUUGUUGACAUGUGAGAUUGUUCUCUCUCUCUCUCUGCCUCAGAGAGAGUGAGAUGAAGGAGAGAUGUCGGUCGUCUGGUUCUAGGGAAGAGAGGAGGACU
This is a messenger RNA of Zea mays, 1713 nucleotides long. Its product is annotated as carboxyl-terminal peptidase. The record is from RefSeq and is marked validated. NCBI's taxonomy places the organism in Eukaryota, Viridiplantae, Streptophyta, Magnoliopsida, Poales, Poaceae.